Engraulis encrasicolus (European anchovy) is the source of this 14927-nucleotide messenger RNA. Its product is annotated as IgGFc-binding protein-like. Gene Ontology annotation, molecular function: protein binding. Lineage: Eukaryota; Metazoa; Chordata; Actinopteri; Clupeiformes; Engraulidae. Bases 107 to 13537 code for a protein of 4476 amino acids. The transcript is spliced from 53 exons. Gene Ontology annotation, biological process: cell-matrix adhesion. The record is from RefSeq and is a predicted model, not a curated record.
CCACACCUGACAGGGAGGAGGAGACCCGACGCUCAUAUAGGUGAUGCACUAGCAACAGGUGUGAUCCUGCCCAGAUUUCAGAGGAAAAGGUGCGGUCGUCUGCAGCAUGACGCCUCAUACCACCCUGUGUGUGAUGGCUGCCAUCAUCCUAAUGGGUGACCUGGCAGAGGCUCAAGGCGUGUUCUACCCCUAUGGAGCUGGUGACAUUGUAAACAGCCGCGUUGAUGACGGGAGCUCCUCGCUCAUCAAUUUGCUUCGAAAUUUCAAAUUCUUCGGCAACACACACAGUAAAAUAUUUGUGAAUAACAAUGGCCACCUCACAUUUGACAACGCAUGGUCCAGAUACGUCCCGUCCCACUUCCCAGCGUAUGGUCAUCGUGACCUGAUCACGCCCUUCUGGACAGACCUGGACAACAGAGAGAGAGGCACCAUAUCCUACCGCCAGUACACCAGUGGCAGUGUCCUGCAGCAAGCCACCACAGACAUCAACCAAUACUUCCCUGCCGUUAGCUUCUCCGCUAGCUGGGUCUUCGUUGCUACAUGGGACAGGGUGGCAUACUUUUCCAGGACAGCGACAGAGACUUCAUUCCAAGUGGUUCUCAUCUCAGGAGGUCGAUACACGUUUGUGCUGAUGAACUACGGGGCCAUCGCAGCAACACACCGGAAUGUACAGGCUGGCUACGACACCGCCAACUCCACUCAUCAUUUUUCAAUUCCUGGAUCGUUUACGAGAAACUUCACAAAUUUCACGCACACAAGCAACGUUAAUGUACCAGGUCGCUGGGCAUUCAGAACAGAUCAUGGUUCAAGGGACUGUCAAUUCAAUGGAAUGCCUGUACAGCAGGGAGAUUCCUUCUGGACAGAUGCUACGUGUCAGCAAAGAUGCACGUGUGCAGGUGGAGGAGUCCUUCAGUGCCAGCAGCAGUCCUGCUCCUUCUCUCAAGCAUGCAGACCUGCAACCUUCCAAUACUCCUGCCAGAAUAUUCAGAGACAGACCUGCACCAUCUCCGGUGACCCGCACUACUACACCUUUGACAGGAAACUCUUUCAUUUCCAAGGCACCUGCACCUAUGUGCUGUCUGAGGCAUGUAGCAAUGGACUGCCUUAUUAUCGAAUUGAAGGGAAGAAUGAACAUCGGGGAAGCACCCAUGUGUCAUGGACCCGCCUUGUGAGAGUGUGGGCAUACGGUGAAGAGAUUGAACUUGUCAAAGGACAUCGUUAUAAUGCGAUGGUCAAUGGGACAUUUGUAACAACCCCAUUCAGUCUAAAAGAUGGAGCCAUAAGAGUCUACCAGUCAGGAUGGUCUAUAGCUGUUAGUACAAACUUUGGACUGCUAGUCACCUAUGAUGCCUCCCACUAUGUCACAAUCUCAGUUCCCUAUGAGUACCAGAAUGGGACAUGUGGUCUCUGUGGCAACUUCAACCACCGUUCUCAUGAUGACUUUCGGACGCGCACUGGCCAGAUUGUCAGCUCAGAUGUGGAGUUUGCCAACAGCUGGAAGGCGGCAGGGGACACUGACCCUGGCUGCCAGGACGUGCCCUGUGCCGGACUAGCGUGUGCUGCCUGCACUUCGAGUCAAAGGCAGCUGUAUGGGAAUACUGCUCACUGUGGAAUCCUCAGCAACAAUGUUGGCCCCUUUGCUGCCUGUCACUCAAGCCUACCCCCACACAACUUUGAGGAGAACUGCGUGUAUGAUCUCUGUGUGGGAGGAGGUUACCAGCCCAUCCUCUGCCAAGCCCUCAAUGUGUAUGCUGCCCAGUGCCAACAGGAGGGAAUCCAGUUGGGUCAGUGGAGAAGAGAGGGAUUCUGUGAAAUCCCAUGUCCAUCCAACAGUCAUUUUGAGUCUCAAGGACCAGGAUGCCAUGCUACUUGCAGCAACCCCAAUGCCACCCAGAACUGCCCACUUCCCAACCAGGAGAGCUGCAUCUGUGAUUCAGGCUACGUCCUAAGUGCUGGAGAGUGUGUUCGGCAGAGUGACUGUGGCUGCACAUUUGAAGGGCGGUACUACAGGGCUGGGGAAACUGUGGUGCUAGACCAAGACUGUGAAAGGCGUUGCACAUGCAGCCAUGGGUCAAUGACUUGCCAGGCACACGGCUGUGGAGAUCUGGAGGAGUGCGCGGUCCAUGAGGGCGUGAGGGGCUGCAGACCCGUUAGCUACGAAACCUGCUGGGUGGAGAGUUAUGAUUCAUACCGCACAUUUGAUGGACUGACAUUCCAUUACCCAGGUGCCUGCAGUCUGACACUGGCAAGAGUCAGAGGACAGUCACAACUGGCACACUUUCAAGUAACAGUUGAGAAAGUUCCAAGAGGCCUGGGCGACUUUGUCAGAAACCUGAAGUUUGAAACAGAAGGGACACAAGUUUCUGUGGAGAUGGACGAUGGAGCCACAACAAAGGUGGAUGGGCAAUCAGUUGGCAUUCCUUUCAGUGUCAGCUCUGGUCAUAUUCGCAUCUACCACAGCAGUGUCAAAGGUGUUGUCAUAGAAACUGACUAUGGUGUGCUGGUGAGAGCAGACUGGCCACAUGUCAUCCGCAUCACUGCUCCUGGCAACUACAAUGGCACGCUUGGAGGACUGUGUGGAAAUCUGAAUGGCUACCCUGAUGACGACUUCUUCUCUCCAACUGGUGUUCAGCUGAACAGCUCACAGCAGUUUGGGGACAGCUGGAGAGACGGCUCCCUUUCAGCACACUGUGUGGAACCCCAAGUGUGGGAACCAGGACACUACCAGAACAGCACACAUUACAGGGAGCUCUGUGGCAUCAUGGCAUCCGCCAAUGGACCUUUUGGCCAGUGUCAAGCAAGUCUUGACCCCUCAAUGCAGAUUGAGGACUGUGUCCAGGAACUGGAGAGGACGCAAGGGGCUCAAGAAGCACUCUGUGAAGCUUUGCGUGGAUACACUCUGCUUUGCCAACAGACUGGAGUCACAGUCGGGGAAUGGAGGAACCUCACCAACUGUGAGGUAACCUGCCCUCUAAACAGCCAUUACGAGAUAUGUGGAACGUCCUGCCCAGCUUCCUGCCCCAGCUUGUCUUUCCCCUUCCUGUGCAAUCAGCAGUGCCAGGAGGGCUGCCAGUGUGAUGAUGGCUUCCUCUUGAGUGGGGAUCGCUGUGUGCCUCCCACAGGCUGUGGCUGCCACCAUGGCGGACGCUACAGACAGAGUGGAGAGCGCUACUGGUAUGGUGAAGAGUGCCAGCAAAUCUGCCGCUGUAAUGGCCUGACUGGUCAGUCCCAUUGCACUGCCUCUUCCUGCAGUGAACAGGAGUCCUGUCGCAUUGUGGACGGCCAGUUUGGUUGCCAUCCUAAACCUGAAGCCACCUGCAGCGCCUCUGGAGACCCUCACUACACCUCCUUUGACAGGCAAACCUUCGACUUCCAGGGCACAUGCCGUUACGUCCUGGCAUCUGUCUGCAAUGGAAGCCAGGGUCUACCACACUUCCAAGUGGAGGCCCGCAAUGAGGCAUGGAACGGUCUGCAGGUCUCCAUAACAGUGGCAGUUUACGUCAAUGUGUCUGGACAUCAGAUCUACAUCUCAAAAUACCAUCCUGGAACUGUGCAAGUAAAUGGGGAGACAAGAAACCUACCAGUCCUCCUUGGUCAAGGCAAAGUAUCGGUCUAUGGCAAUGGUCUCCACACAUUCGUGACAACAGACUUUGGCCUGACUGUCAGUUAUGAUGGCCGCUGGGUGUUGGACAUCACAGUGCCAUCAAACUACAGUGGCGCCACCUGUGGCCUGUGUGGCAAUUUCAACGGCCUCCAGGCUGAUGACUUCACUGUCCAGAAUCAGGUUUCAGGCUCUCAAGUCCUCUCCACCUCUGACUUUGGGAACUACUGGAAGGUUGAUGAUGGCAUCCCCUGUACUGGAGGAUGUGGAAACUCCUGCCCAGUAUGCCAUGAUGACCGAAGAGCCCGUGCCAUGUGUGAACUGGUCAAAGCUAGCAAUGGACCACUGAGUUUCUGCCAUGCACAUGUGGAUCCCCAAACAUUCUUCAAUGACUGUGUUUUUGACGUUUGCCUUUCUGGAAACAGAGCGGAUGUUCUCUGUCGAACAAUGGAGGCCUAUGUCAGUGCAUGUCAAGCAGCAAAUGUGAUCAUCUACCCCUGGAGACAGAACUCCACCUGCCAAAUGGAGUGCCCAGAGAACAGCCACUAUGACCUGUGUGGCACUGAGUGUGGCCACACCUGUGCUAGCAGCAUUGAUGCCAGCUGUGACAGAACCUGUGCUGAAGGCUGCUUCUGUGAUGAAGGGUUUGUGAGGAGUGGGGGGCGUUGUGUUCCAGUGGAGCAGUGUGGCUGUCUGUAUGAUGGUCUCUACUUCGAGAUUGGCGAAACCUUCUGGACCCAAGACUGCUCCCAUCACUGUGAAUGUUUUGCUCAAAACGACCUCCGUUGUUCCCAGUCCUCUUGCCCCCCUACUCAGGAGUGCUCUGUCAAAGAUGGUCGACGUGGUUGUUAUGGUCAGCUGUCAACCUGCACCGUCUGGGGAGACCCUCACUACAUCACAUUUGAUGGAGCUGUGACACACUAUCAGGGCACCUGUUCCUAUGAGAUAAGUCACACCUGUGGCAACAUCAGUCAGGAUGCCUUGGCCUUCCGCGUAGUAGCAGCCAACAGUCACCGUGGCAACCUGGUUGUGUCAUUUGUGUCCACUGUGGACAUGUGGCUCUCUAGAGGAGGAGUGCAAAGGCACAUCACCAUUGGCCAGAACAGGAGAGUCAAGGUUGAUGGCCAUGAGAACAAUGCGAACAGCAUUCAGAUUGGCUCCCUUGCACAGUUGACACGAGACUCUGGAUUUGUGGUGGUGAACGCCUCAGGAGAGCUGGUGGUGCAGUUUGAUGGGCGCAGUAGACUCCUGGUCAGACUCAACCCUGGUUUCCACCAAUCAGUGUGUGGGAUGUGUGGGAAUCACAAUGGCAACCCAGCAGACGACAAGGCCCUCCCCAACGGCAGUCUGGCGCAGACUGACACACAGUUUGGUCAGAGUUGGAAAUCAGAUGUCAGCAGUCCGGGAUGUGGUGCCAGUGACCGGAUCGGUGAUGGCGUGUGUCUCUUCAGAGAAGAAUACACAGAGCUCUGCAGCAUCAUCAGCAACAGCAGCGGGCCAUUCCAGCCGUGCCACCUGCAUGUUGACCCUCAGGCCUACGUCACUUCCUGUGUGUAUGAUCUCUGUGCCUACACACCAGCCAAUGGCAUGCUGUGCUCAGCAGUGGAGGCUUAUGAGACAGCCUGCAGUGUGCUGGGGCUGCAAACCCCAGAAUGGCGCUCUGCACUUCACUGCUCUGCAGCUGACCCCUGUGAGGAUCUGGACUGUACUGAGGAUGAGUGGUGUGGUCAGAAAGAUGGAGUCUACGGCUGCUUCUGCAAUGAGGACCAUGCCAGACCUCAGUCUUUUGACUCUAUGGAGCAGUGUUCCAGCAGCACAGGAACCAUGUCUCUGUCUCGCUGCCAGCUGUUUGAGGCCGGCUUCUCAGCAGACACCCUCCACCUCAACGACCCCAGCUGCAAUGGCACACUCCAAGAUGGCCGACUGGAGUUCUUCUUCAACAAUGACGACCACAUCUGUGGCACGUCUCUGAGGAGCAACAGCACUCACUUCAUCUAUGAGAACUCGGUCCAGGGGGAGUCCAACUCUGCCAGUGGCCCCAUCAGCAGAGAGAGACAGAUCAAACUGAAUUUCAGCUGUGCCUACGCCCUCACUCAGACCCUCUCCAUGAACGUGGACAUCAACCCUCUGGAGAGUGUUGUGACCAAGACGUUGCCAGGAGGGGCAGGAACCUACCGAGUGCGCAUGAUUCCCUUUGUGGAUGCCGGCUUCUCCCAUGCCUACUCAGGGAGGGUGAAUGUGGUGGUGGACCAGAGGCUCUAUGUGGAGGUGCGGGUGGAAGGGGUGGACAGUCGCCAGAUCGCCACGGUGGUUGACUCCUGCUGGGCAACUCCUGUCAAUCAACCGAACUACCACAUCCGUUGGGACCUGGUCAAGAAUGAGUGUCCCAACCCGAAUGACAACACAGUGGAGCUGCUUCAGAAUGGGGUCAGCACAGCAGGUCGUUUCUCCUUCAGGAUGUUCACCUUCACAGCUGAUUCCUCCAAGGUCUACCUGCACUGCAGUAUCCACCUGUGCUUGGUGGCAAACAACGACUGCACACCUCACUGUUACCCGGGUUACCCCGUGAGGCAGCGGCGUUCUGUUGAUUUCCAUGACAGUGCUGCCAUCUCACUGGGGCCGCUGGUUUGGGGCAGUGACACAGCAGAUCGGAAUGCUAUGUCUUCUCCCCGACUUGUCAGGGCGUCUAAGGCCCCGGGUCUGACUCCAUCUCUCAUGGUGCUGUUCCUGUAUGUCCUGAGUCUAAAGACUCUCCUCAUCACCAGCCACCAAUCCACCAAAUACCCCACCCCCAGCCACCCAUGGACCACCAAAUACCCCACCACCGACCACAUACCCACCCAAUACCCCACCACCAGCCACGCAUCCGCCAAAUACCCCACCCCCAGUCACACAUGGACCACCAAAUACGCCACCACCAAAUACCCCACCCCCAGCCACACAUGGACCACCAAAUACCCCACCCCCAGCCACACAUGCACCACCGAAUACCCCACUACCAGCAACAUACCAACCAAAUACACCACCACCAAAUACCCCACUACCAGCAACAUACCAACCAAAUACACCACCACCUGCCACACAUGGACCACCAGCCACCCAUCCACCAAACACCCCACUAGGAAUACAAACAACAACCACCCCCACUACACCAGCUUUAUCCACUAUGACCCCACCAACAACUACAGAACCACCACCAACCACCACCACCACACAGCCAACAACAACACCAGCUCCAUGUUCUCCAGAUAUGACCCUUGCCAUCACUACACAGUGCUGGAUGAUGAGUGGAGGGCUGCAAACAACACAAUCCAUGACAACUCCUUCAACUGGAGGUGUGACCGGAACAUCAACUGGCAAGGCUGGUACCGCAUGUACUACAGAGGGACUGAUGCCCACAUGCCAGAGUACUGCGUGAGGAUGAACCGCUGUGGUGCCCAUGCCCCUCUCUGGCUCAACGGGACCCACCCCCGAGUCGGCGAGGGGAUUGUAACCCGUCAGGUCUGUGGCCACUGGAAAUGGGGAGCAUACAAUUCAGAGAUUGAAGACUGCUGCAACUUUGCCAACCCACCUGUUCGGAUCAAAGCAUGUCCUGGAAAUUACUAUGUGUAUGAGUUUAUGAGAUCAUACUAUUGCUACUUGACUUACUGUACUGAUGUUGGUGACAUUGCUUUGAACAGGAUUGGGCCAGACCCAACUGUUGGACCAACAAUACAUCCUCACAUUGGCACAACAGCAAGUUACCCUUCAAGUGCAUUUUACCCAUUUGGUCCAGGGGACUCCUACAACAGCCGAAAUGAUGAUGGCUGGUCAACAAUUAACAUUGCACAAACGUUCCUCUAUUUCACCCAGACAAUAUCCAGGAUAUACGUUAGCAACAAUGGAUUCCUCACAUUUGAGAAUGGAUGGCGAGGCUGGAGUCCAUAUGAAUUUCCCGCAUAUGCUCACCGCAACAUCAUUGCCCCCUUCUGGACUGACAUUGAUAACAGGCGCAGAGGCACCAUAUCCUACCGCCAGUACACCAGUGGCAGUGUCCUGCAGCAAGCCACCGCAGACAUCAACCAAUACUUCCCUGCCAUUAGCUUCUCCGCUAGCUGGGUCUUUGUCACCACGUGGGACAGUGUGGAAUACUAUGAAUAUUCUGGAACUGAAACAUCUUUUCAAGUGGUCCUGAUUGCAGGGGGUCAACGCUCAUUUGCACUGAUGAAUUACGGCGCGAUUGCCUCAACACGUCAUCAUGUGCAGGCUGGCUAUGACACAAUCAACUCUGUACAUCAUUUCUCUAUCCCUGGCUCGUUCAUGAAAAACUUCACAAAUUUACGGCAUACUAGCAAUGUCAACACGCCAGGCCGUUGGGCAUUCCAGAUCGAUGAUGGACCUCAAGGCUGCCAAUACCAUGGCUUCGCAGUGCAGGUAGGAGACUCCUUCUGGACAGAUGCUACGUGUCAGCAAAGAUGCACGUGUGCCAAUGGAGGAGUCCUUCAGUGCCAGCAGCAGUCCUGCUCUUUCUCUCAAGUGUGCAAACCCGCAGCCUUCCAAUACUCCUGCCAAAAUAUUCAGAGACGCACCUGUAGCAUCUCUGGUGACCCGCACUACUACACAUUUGACAGGAAACUCUUUCAUUUCCAAGGCACCUGCACCUAUGUGCUGUCUGAGGCAUGUGGUGAUGGACUGCCCUAUUAUCGAAUUGAAGGGAAGAAUGAACACAGGGGCAGCACACAUGUGUCAUGGACCCGCCUUGUGAGAGUGUGGGCAUACGGUGAAGAGAUUGAACUUGUCAAAGGCCACCAUUACAAUGCCAUGGUCAAUGGGACAUUUGUAACAACCCCAUUCAGUCUACAAGAUGGAGCGAUCAGAGUCUACCAGUCAGGUCGGUCUGUAGCUGUUAGUACAGACUUUGGACUGCUAGUCACCUAUGAUGCCUAUCACUAUGUCACAAUCUCAGUACCCUACGAGUACCAGAAUGGGACAUGUGGUCUCUGUGGCAACUUCAACCACCGUUCUCAUGAUGACUUCCGGACGCGCAGUGGCCAGCUUGUCAGCUCGGACGUGGAGUUUGCCAACAGCUGGAAGGCGGAAGGGGACACUGACCCUGAUUGCCAGGAUGUGCGCUGUGCCGGACUAGCGUGUGCUGUCUGCACCUCAAGCCAAAGGCAACUGUAUGGGAAUACUGCUCACUGUGGAAUCCUUAGCAACAAUGCUGGCCCUUUUGCUGCAUGUCACUCAAGCCUACCUCCACAGACCUUUGAGGAAAACUGUGUGUAUGAUCUCUGUGUGGGAGGUGGUUACCAGCCCAUUCUCUGCCAAGCCCUCAAUGUGUAUGCUGCCCAGUGCCAACAGGAGGGAAUCCAGUUGGGUCAGUGGAGAAGUGAUGGAUUCUGUGAAAUCCCUUGUCCAGCCAACAGUCAUUUUGAGUCUGAAGGAACAGGGUGUCCUGCUACUUGCAUCAACCCCAAUGCCCCCCAGAACUGCCCACUGCCCAACCAGGAGAGCUGCAUCUGUGAUUCAGGCUACGUCCUAAGUGCUGGGGAGUGUGUUCGGCAGAGUGACUGUGGCUGCACAUUCGAAGGGCGGUACUACAGAGCUGGGGAAACUGUUGUGCUAGACCAAGACUGUGGAAGGCGUUGCACCUGCAGUCAUGGGUCAAUGACUUGCCAGACACAUGGCUGUGGAGAUCUGGAGGAGUGCGCGGUCCAUGAGGGCGUGAGGGGCUGCAGACCCGUUAGCUACGAAACCUGCUGGGUGGAGAGUUAUGAUUCAUACCGCACAUUUGAUGGACUGACAUUCCACUACCCAGGUGCCUGCAGUCUGACACUGGCAAGAGUCAGAGGACAGUCACAACUGACACACUUUCAAGUAACAGUUGAGAAAGUUCCAAGAGGCCUGAGCGACUUUGUCAGAAACCUUAAGUUUGAAACAGAAGGGACACAAGUUUCUGUGGAGAUGGGGGAUGGAGCCACAACAAAGGUGGAUGGACAAACAGUUGGCAUUCCUUUCAGUGUCAGCUCAGGUCAUAUUCGCAUCUACCACAGCAGUGUCAAAGGUGUUGUCAUAGACACCGACUUUGGUGUGCUGGUGAGAGCCGACUGGCCACAUGUCAUCCGCAUCACUGCUCCUGGUAACUACAAUGGCACGCUAGGAGGACUGUGUGGGAAUCUGAAUGGCUACCCCGACGAUGACUUCUUCUCUCCAACUGGUGUUCAGCUGAACAGCUCACAGCAGUUUGGAGACAGCUGGAGAGACGGCUCCCUCUCAGCACACUGUGUGGAACCUCCAGCCUGGGAACCAGGACACAACCAGAACACCCAGCAGUUCAGGGAGCUCUGUGGCAUCAUGGGAUCAGUCAAUGGACCUUUCGGCCAGUGUCUAGCAAGUCUUGACCCCUGGGCACGGAUUGAAGAUUGUGUUCAGGCACUGGUGAGGACCCAAGGGUCACGAGAAGCACUCUGUGAAGCUUUGCGUGGAUACACUCUGCUUUGCCAACAGACUGGAAUCACAGUAGGGGAAUGGAGGAACCUGACCAACUGUGAGGUAAACUGCCCUCUAAACAGCCAUUACGAGAUUUGUGGAACGUCCUGCCCAGCUUCUUGCCCAAGCCUGUCUUUCCCCUUCAUGUGCAAUCAGCAGUGCCAGGAGGGCUGCCAGUGUGAUGAUGGCUUCCUCUUGAGUGGGGAUCGCUGUGUGCCUCCUACAGGCUGUGGCUGCCACCAUGGGGGCCGCUACAGACAGAGUGGAGAGCGCUACUGGUAUGGUGAAGAGUGCCAGCAAAUCUGCCGCUGUAAUGGCCUGACUGGUCAGUCCCAUUGCACUGCCUCUUCCUGCAGUAAACAGGAGUCCUGUCGCAUUGUGGACGGCCAGUUUGGUUGCCAUCCUAAACCUGAAGCCACUUGCAGCGCCUCCGGAGACCCUCACUACACCUCCUUUGACAGGCGAACCUUCGACUUCCAGGGCACAUGCCGUUACGUCCUGGCAUCUGUCUGCAAUGGAAGCCAGGAUCUACCACAUUUCCAGGUUGAGGCCCGCAAUGAGCCAUGGAACGGUCUGCAGGUCUCCAUAACUGUGGCAGUUUACGUCAAUGUGUCUGGACAUCAGGUCUACAUCUCAAAAUACCAUCCUGGUACCGUUCAGGUAAAUGGGGAGACAAGAAACCUACCAGUCCUCCUUGAUCAGGGCAAAGUAUCGGUCUAUGGCAAUGGUCUCCACACAUUUGUGGUAACAGACUUUGGCUUGACUGUCAGUUAUGAUGGCCGCUGGGUGUUGGACAUCACAGUGCCAUCAAACUACAGUGGAGCUACCUGUGGCCUGUGUGGCAAUUUCAACGGCCUCCAGGCUGAUGACUUCACUGUCCAGAAUCAGAUUUCAGGCUCUCAAGUCCUCUCCACCUCUGACUUUGGGAACUACUGGAAGGUUGAUGAUGACAUCCCCUGUACUGGAGGAUGUGGAAACUCUUGCCCAGUAUGUCAUGAUGACUGGAGAGCCCGUGCCAUGUGUGAACUGCUCAAAGCUAGCAAUGGACCACUGAGUUUCUGCCAUGCACAUGUGGAUCCCCAGACAUUCUUCAAUGACUGUGUCUUUGAUGUUUGCCUUUCUGGAAACAGAGACGAUGUCCUCUGUCGAGCAAUGGAGGCCUACGUCAGUGCAUGUCAAGCAGCAAAUGUGAUCAUCUACCCCUGGAGACAAAACUCCACCUGCCAAAUGGAUUGUCCAGAGAACAGCCACUAUGACCUGUGUGGCACUGAGUGUGGCCACACCUGUGCAAGCAGCAUUGAUGCCAGCUGUGACAGAACCUGUGCUGAGGGCUGUUUCUGCAAUGAAGGGUUUGAGAGGAGUGGGGGGCGUUGUGUUCCAGUGGAGCAGUGUGGUUGUCUCUAUGAUGGUCUCUACUUUGAGAUCGGAGAAAACUUCUGGACUCAAGAUUGCUCCCAUCACUGUGAAUGUGUUUCCAAAAACGACCUCCGCUGCACUCAGUCCUCUUGCCCUCCCACUCAGGAGUGCUCUGUCAAAGAUGGUCGACGUGGUUGCUAUGGUCAGCUGUCAACCUGUACCGUCUGGGGAGACCCUCAUUAUAUCACAUUUGAUGGAGCUGUUACACACUUUCAGGGCACCUGUUCCUAUGAGAUAAGUCACAGCUGUGGCAACAUCAGUCAGGAUGCCUUGGCCUUCCGAGUAGUAGCUGCUAACAGUCACCGUGGCAACCUGGUUGUGUCAUUUGUGUCCACGGUGGACAUGUGGCUCUCUAGAGGAGGAGUGCAAAGGCACAUCACCAUUGGCCAGAACAGGAGAGUCAAGGUUGAUGGCCAUGAGAACAAUGCGAACAGCAUUCAGAUUGGCUCCCUUGCACAGUUGACACGAGACUCUGGAUUUGUGGUGGUGAAUGCCUCAGGGGAGCUGGUGGUGCAGUUCGAUGGGCGCAGUAGACUCCUGGUCAGACUCAAUCCUGGUUUCCACCAAUCAGUGUGUGGGAUGUGUGGGAAUCACAAUGGCAACCCAGCAGACGACAAGGCCCUACGGAAUGGCAGUCUGGCGCAGACUGAUACACAGUUCGGUCAGAGUUGGAAAUCAGACGUCAGCAGUCCGGGAUGUGGUGCCAGUGACCGUAUCGGUGAUGGCGUGUGUCUCUUCAGAGAAGAAUACACAGAGCUCUGUAGCAUCAUCAGCAACAGCAGCGGGCCAUUCCAGCCGUGCCACCUGCAUGUUGACCCUCAGGCCUACGUCACUUCCUGUGUGUAUGAUCUCUGUGCCUACACGCCAGCCAAUGGCAUGCUGUGCUCAGCAGUGGAGGCUUACGAGACAGCCUGCAGUGUGCUGGGGCUGCAAACCCCAGAAUGGCGCUCUGCACUUCACUGCUCUGCAUCGGACCCCUGUGAGGAUCUGGACUGUACUGAGGAUGAGUGGUGUGGCCAGAAAGAUGGAGUCUACGGCUGCUUCUGCAAUGAGGACCACGCCAGACCUCAGUCCUUUGACUCUAUGGAGCAGUGUUCCAGCAGCACAGGAACCAUGUCUCUGUCUCGCUGCCAGCUGUUUGAGGCUGGCUUCUCAGCAGACACCCUCCACCUCAACGACCCCGACUGCAAUGGCACAGUCCAAGAUGGCCGACUGGAGUUCUUCUUCAACAAUGACAACCACAUCUGUGGCACGUCUCUUAAGAGCAACAGCACUCACUUCAUCUAUGAGAACUCGGUCCAGGGGGAGUCCAACUCUGCUAGUGGCCCCAUCAGCAGAGAGAGACAGAUAAACCUGAAUUUCAGCUGUGCCUAUCCCCUCACUCAGACCCUCUCCAUGAACGUGGACAUCAACCCUCUGGAGAGCAUUGUGACCCAGACGUUGCCAGGAGGGGCAGGAACCUACCGAGUGCGCAUGAUUCCCUUUGAAGAUGCCGGCUUCUCCCAUGCCUACUCAGGGAGGGUGAAUGUGGUGGUGGACCAGAGGCUCUAUGUGGAGGUGCGGGUGGAAGGGGUGGACAGUCGCCAGAUCGCCACAGUGAUUGAUUCCUGCUGGGCCACUCCUGUCAAUCAGCCGUACUACCACAUCCGCUGGGACCUGGUCAAGAAUGAGUGUCCCAACCCGAAAGACAACACAGUGGAGCUGCUUCAGAAUGGGGUCAGCACAGCAGGUCGUUUCUCCUUCAGGAUGUUCACCUUCACAGCUGAUUCCUCCAAGGUCUACCUGCACUGCAACAUCCACCUGUGCUUGGUGGCAAACAACGACUGCGCAGCUCACUGUUACCCGGGUUACCCCGUGAGGCAGCGGCGUUCUGUUGAUUUCCAUGACAGCGCUGCCAUCUCACUGGGGCCUCUGGUUUGGGGCGCUGACGCAGCAGAUGGGAAUGCCAUGAGAUCUCCCCGUCUUGUCCGGGCGUCUAAGGCCCCGGGUCUGACUCCAUCUCUCAUGGUGCUGUUCCUGUCUGUCCUGAGUCUAAAGACUCUCCUCAUGUAACUCUCUCACACACACACACACACACACACACACACACACACACACACACACACACACACACACACACACACACACACACACACACACACACACACACACACACACACACACACUAUAACAUCUGUAACCCCCUGGCUCUAAAUGAACUAGGCAUGCAAAUUAUCGAUUAAUUCAUGAAUCGUUAGUUGAUUGGCACAUCAAUCGACUUACGAUAAAUUGAUAAGCGGUGUUUUUCCCUCGAAAUCUCCAUGCUUCUAAAAAAAAAACCUACUAAAUCUAAAAAUGUAUAUUGAAAAGUGAGAUAAAAUGCACAUUUAAAUAUUCCCACUAUUCACAUCCCUCUUCACGCACACUCCACUCAUGCCCAUUUCACCUGGGUCUCUUGUCAGUUAAAUUCGCGAUGAAUUGCCAUUAAUGUUUUUUACUGUUCUCUCCCUAAAAUGAACAUUUACAUCAUAGCUUGCAUAACACGAUUACAUUACUAAAAGAAUUCUACAAGAAUCCAAUUGCACAUUCCACACUCCUCACCUAUACUUCAGUGGAUUCUUUCCUUGACUGUGUGCAUCAGAGAUUCUAUUGUCUUUACUGUAUUUCGUCCCUUAGAGGAGCUGUGACUGUCAUGCUACUUUAGUUAGACAGUACUGCCCCAACAAAGAAAAGUGCUGUAUCUAUAUAUUUUGACAAAAUUGAGUCAAGGCUUUGAAGUAAUUUUUCUCAGUUUUAAUGUUGCCCCAGCAUUUGCACUUAGCCUUUGUAGGGCAGGGUACAGAUUCUUGUGUUGCUGAUUGUAAUUCACAAUAAAAACAAACUGUACAAAUAUGUAAUCAUAUGGUGCGGGGAAAGUCUUUUAUUAUGCCUCAGCCAUGAGAUCAAUAUUCAAAAUUUCCUGUUUCUAUCGUUUGUAGUGAAUGCAAUUUAUUUUCAUUAAAAUGUUUUCUUGUGUGUGUUUUUUUUGUUUUGUUUCUUUUGACAUAAUGAGAACGUGUGUGUCAUUAAUGUGGCUCAUGGUUCUGUGUUAAAUCAUGAAUGAUUUUUUGCUAUACUCCUCUAUUUUUUAUUUUAUUACUUAACAAGAAAUCUGUAUUCAACCGGAUCACACCGCACUCUCGAUUAAAAGUUGCCAAACAUGAACAGAAACUGUGAACAAAAAAAUAGAAAGAAAAAUGUCUGCACACUAAAAUCCUCUUUGUUUUCUUUUUAAUAAGUCAAGCUUUCGGUCUACUGACCUUCCUCAGGGCUCAGAGCUUUGUAUUCUAUUUUUUACCAUGAAAAAAUCAGGAUUGGUGUAAUGGUGAAAGGCGCCAUAGUACCUGUAUUCAAAAAUCGCAUUUUAUGUGUUUUGUAUUGUCAUUUGCAUCUGUACUGCACCAGUAAACACUAAGUACUACCA